AUGCUACACGAUGAAAAGUUUGAGCAGAUUCUUGAUGGUUUGCUAGAGGAAUACCGCCUCAAUAUUGAUCAAGUUGCCAGCAAAGAUGUUGUGCCUUCCAUUGCCUCAUUUUAUUUGCUACCAAAGUCCAGAAAAAAAAAAAAAAUCAAAAUGUCAGAAUCCUCAAACAAACAACUCAAAGUCCUUCAAAAUCUUCCUGAUGAACUUAUGGUGCGUUCCUUGUCGUUUCUUCCCAUCCAAUCACUUUUACAAACUCGUGUUGUGUCCAAACUAUUCAGGCACACAGAGAUAAGGUCUCUCGAUCUUGAUUUCAGCAGAAUAUUUUCUGUAGAACGAAGUCAGUUAGAGGUUACUAAUAUCAUCCAGAAUGUUUUUAACAAACACGAAGGAAUGGAGAUAAACCGAUUUGUUUUGUGUCCCGAAGGUAUCGAUUGGGAGGAGUCGGUAACCUCGUGGAUCAAUACAUGUAUUGGUAAAAAUAUCCAAGAGAUAGUGUUGGAUUUCUCAAAAUCUAGGGAAGUUGUGGAGAUCCCGAUCGAUUUCUCAGCUAUUAAGACACUAACAGUAUUGAAUCUACGAUGGUGUAAAUUUGAUGAAAUACCAAACAACUCUCCCGAAGGUUUGAAGCUCCUGAAGAAACUCUCGCUUGCGCGAACUAUGACAACGAAAGAGAUGGUAGAUGCAAUUUUUACAAACUGCAUCCACCUUGAGUUGCUUGAACUAAUUGAGUGUGGCAUUUAUGGGAUAUUGACCAUACCCGCUCUUAAUCAUAAGAAGUUCAAGUCGUUGGUCUUGUCUACUAUGACAAAUAUCACCGACAUCGUUGUGCAUGCACCCACCCUCGAAUACUUCAAGUAUGAAGGAUAUGUCACGAAUAUAACAUUUUCGACAACAGAUGCACUAAAAGAGGCAAAUAUCCACUACAAGAGGAAUCGACAUAUUUAUGAUCCUUCUGACAUGGUGAUUUCUAACAUGAAAGACUAUACAAAAGUUUGUGUCCUUGCAACGACAAACAUCUUUCUUGAGGCUCUCAUAAAAAGACAUGUAGGAGGAGGAAGACUGGAAAGAAAGGGUACUUUCAAGUUUGAGAACUUAACAGAUUUCAAGAUUUCCUUUAACGCUCGAUCAUUGUGUACUCUUUUCGAAAUUGCUGAAUUCCUCAAAGACUGUCCUAAAGUGGAACGGCUUGUGAUCGACAUUCAAAACUUCGAAUAUGCAGACCGAUUGGAAUUUUGGGAGAUUCAUCUGAAGGAAGAGAUUGAGAACAACAACUAUCUUUUCAUGUUUCUCAAUGAAGUCAAGAUCAUCGGCUAUAAAAAUCACUGGCAUGAGCUUGAUAUUGUAGAGUUCUUUGUCAAGAAUGCACCAGCUCUAGUCAAGGUUGACCUGGAGAUGCCUAAAAAUUCAAAAAACAAAGUUCACGCACCAGAUAAUGCAAGGAUCAAUUUCAUUACAAGCAAAUUUUCAGCGAUUAAAGUUACAGAAGUUUAAAGUCAAGUUCUGCCGAAGCAUAUCAACUAUAAUAGCUAUUUUGAUGUAUUUGA
Molecule: messenger RNA, 1544 nt
Organism: Camelina sativa (false flax)
Lineage: Eukaryota; Viridiplantae; Streptophyta; Magnoliopsida; Brassicales; Brassicaceae
Product: FBD-associated F-box protein At1g61320-like
Molecular function (GO): protein binding
Source: RefSeq, a predicted model, not a curated record